AUGGAUGUAGACGCAGCUCAGGCUCAGUGGGCUGGUCCGAGCAACGCCAAGAAAGACAAGACUGGCAUCACCUGCUACAAUUGCGGAAAGAAAGGACACUUCAAGAAGGAAUGUCGCAGUCCACGCAAGGACUGGAAGCCUGUCCCAGGGAAGGAAGUUGCAACCGUCACUCGAGGAGCAAGGGUCACAGAGGUCGCAGCUGCCAACUACGCUGACGAACACACUGAACGAUACCUGAACCCUGUUCCCGAAGAAAGAACGCUGGAGACGGACGACACCGGGGAAGUCGCACCCCCAGCACACGUCCAGGAGACGGCAAGGACGUGGGGACUCCCAUUGGUCCAAGACUCGGAUGGACGAUGGAGGGUCCGCAGUGCAGGAGAUGAGCAGGAAGGACCGAACGUCGUCUAUCUGCAGAAGCGAGUAAUCGAACUGCGAGAACGCAACGCUGAACUCGACGAUGAAAUCCACAAGCUCGAGCAGAAACUCGCUGACCAAACAUGGGAACGCAACCCCAGCACCAACUACGACGGACCAUCGACAUGGGGAUUCGAACAUGAAACGUUGGAAGGAUUGCGCCAACCCGAGACCGAAUACAACGAGAUGUGGGAACGAGAACGGUGGGCAGGGCGCGCACCGCCCACAUGGGAAGAGUACUGGCAGUGGCGUCAGUACAUCAGCACCGGCCAAACCACGCAAGAAAUUGAAGCACAAAGGUACGGACCAGACUUCACCUACGUGGUGGGGGAUGCACCACAGCUCUGGAAGGGAACAAACAACCAUCGUUUUGCCCCAUGGUUCCAGUGUGUGGACCACCACUGCCGAUACCACUUCAAGGACAAGCACGAUUUCAACCAUUGGCCAGUUAGGGGAACGACACCACAGGGCUUGCAAAAGCCAGUGACAUGGACGUUCCACCACGGGAAGGGGAACGACGACGACUUGUGGUAUGUGGCCAAAGUCAACGACAAAACAUUCCGAGUGUGGCCACUUCGGGCAUGGCCAGCGGCAUGCCAGGCACACGGGAACUACAAGCUAUGCAGGGAUGCUACCUGUAUAAGGCACAUCGCCGAGAAAGUCCAAGAAUUCCACGAGCGGAAGGCCCUGGCAUGGGAACCAGGCACCUACCGACGACGAAGGCGUGGAAGCCCACGAUGGGAAGAAGCACGCAUCAACUGGCUUCGAGAAAAUGCCACGCUGGGCGAAGGCAUUGAGGAAGGGGACGCCUUUCCUACAUCGGAACAGUCGACCGAGCUACAAACCCAGUUGGGAAACGGCUCAGGGCCCUUCGAGGGGCCCGGAAGCGCUUAA
Molecule: messenger RNA, 1311 nt
Organism: Canariomyces notabilis
Lineage: Eukaryota; Fungi; Ascomycota; Sordariomycetes; Sordariales; Chaetomiaceae
Exons: 1
Coding region: 1-1311 (436 amino acids)
Molecular function (GO): nucleic acid binding; zinc ion binding
Source: RefSeq, a predicted model, not a curated record